GUUGCAUUGACGUGUAAAGACAUGACAAUAUAAUUAUGAAUUCAUAAUAUUUUAUAAUAUUUAUUUAAUUUAGUAUCGAUUUACUUUAAAAAAGACGAGUUUUAAUUGAAGUAUGAUCGGUGUGUAAGUAGUAUUGUCGAGUUUGUGUCGUAUACUUUCAAUGAUCGGAUUGCGUAUUAUGACAGAUUCAUAUAUUCACUAUUGAUGAACGAGAAAUUAAUUAUUGUUUGUAAGGGAACAAAAAAAUCAUUAAAAAUAUGAUGCAAGAGGAACCAACGAGAAAAAAUAUUUUAUCACAAGCGUGGACGGCGGCUUCUCAGAAUUAUCAAGCCCUUCUUGAUCGAUGGACACCUCAUACAAAAGGGCGAUGGGCUGGUGCUUUGAUUUUAAUAUUAGCCUUUAUAAUACGAAUUAUUACGCAACAAGGCUGGUACAUAAUCACUUAUGCAUUGGGAAUAUAUCAUCUAAAUUUGUUCAUAGCCUUUUUAAGCCCAAAAAUUGACCCAGCAUUUGAAGUAGAGGAUGAUAAUGGUCCUGAAUUGCCAACGAGAUCGAAUGAAGAGUUCCGACCAUUUAUUAGAAGAUUACCAGAAUUCAAAUUCUGGUAUUCUGUUACGAAAAGUACUGUGAUAGCUACAAUAUGUACAUUCUUUGACUGCUUCAAUGUGCCUGUGUUUUGGCCAAUUUUAGUUAUGUACUUUAUUACCUUAUUUUGUAUCACAAUGAAGAGACAAAUCAAACACAUGAUCAAAUAUCGUUAUCUACCUUUCACCCACAGCAAACCAAAAUAUCAAAGUAUAAAUAAUGCUAAAUAAUAAUUAACUUCAAAAAUAAUUGUUUUGUAAAUUAAAUUCCAUUGUCAUGCUAGUUAUUAAUAUAUUAGGUAAUUUUUGUAUUAGUAAACAACC
This is a messenger RNA of Ctenocephalides felis (cat flea), 908 nucleotides long. RefSeq names its product protein RER1-like. Gene Ontology annotation, biological process: protein retention in ER lumen; retrograde vesicle-mediated transport, Golgi to endoplasmic reticulum. The coding region runs from base 258 to 815 and encodes 185 amino acids. The record is from RefSeq and is a predicted model, not a curated record. The transcript is spliced from 2 exons. Gene Ontology annotation, cellular component: Golgi membrane. Lineage: Eukaryota; Metazoa; Arthropoda; Insecta; Siphonaptera; Pulicidae.